AUGGAAUUGAAGAAAGUAAAUGAAGUGCAUGUUAUCCCUAAAUUUUCUGAGAAGUGUGGCAUAUGUGAGGAUCAUGAGCAUUCAACUAAUGAAUGUCCCACGAUCCCUGCUUUCAAGGAAGUAUUGUUGGACCAAUCUAAUGCUGUAAACAUGAUACAUAAACCAUAUUCUGGUCCUUACUCUAAUUCUUAUAAUCCAGGAUGGAGGAGCCACCCAAAUCUCAGUUGGAGGGGUGACCAACAUGUAACUCCAGCAACCUUGGCCCCAGGGCCCUCUCAACUGGCAAUUCAAGCACCUCCAAUGCAAAAGAAGGGACUUGAAGAUACGGUUCAGCAGCUGAGUGUGACACUUCAACAGUUCAUGCAAGGUCAAGCAACACUCAACAAUCAGAAUUCAUUGGCAAUUAAUGACAUACGGAGUUCCCUCACAAGGUUGACUACAUCUUUAAGUACCCAAGAGAAGGGUAAAUUUCCUGUACAGUCACAACCAAAUCCACAAGGGCAGCCUCAUCAAGUGCAAGCAAUAAUUGAGGAUCCUGACUUAAAGUCGGUCAAAGCGAUGACUACUUUAAGAAGCGGUAAGGUGGUAGACAUUCCAGCACAUGAGCCAUACAAUUCUGGUAAGGUCUCUAACCCUUCUAAUAAAGAUGGAGAGCAUGUUUCUGAUGUGCAUGAGAAAAUUCAUUGUCCUAUACCUGCUCCUUUUCCUCAGCGAUUAGUUCCGUUGCAUAAAGAUAAGCAUCUUGCUGAAAUUCUUGAGGAUUUUAGGCAAGUUAGGAUUAACAUCCCUUUGUUAGAUGCUAUUCAGCAAAUUCCUGCCUAUGCAAAAUUUUUAAAGGAUCUAUGCACUGUUAGUGCUAUCAUUCAGAGUAAUACACCACCUAAAUACAAGGACCCUGGAGCACCUACAAUUGCUUGUGUAAUCGAAAAUUCAAAAAUUGGUCACGCUUUGUUGGAUCUUGGUUCAAGUGUCAAUUUAUUGCCUUACACUGUGUAUGAACAGCUUGGUUUAGGUGAACUGAAAUCCACACCUAUCAUUCUGCAACUUGCUGAUAGAUCAAUAAAAAUGCCUAGGGGCAACCUCAGGAUUAAGAAGAAGUUAAGGAAGUUAAUUUGCUGGAAAAUAUCCUUGAUGAGGACUUUCACUUGA
Messenger RNA from Carya illinoinensis, 1149 nucleotides. RefSeq lists its product as uncharacterized. The record is from RefSeq and is a predicted model, not a curated record. The transcript is spliced from 3 exons. Lineage: Eukaryota; Viridiplantae; Streptophyta; Magnoliopsida; Fagales; Juglandaceae. The coding region runs from base 1 to 1149 and encodes 382 amino acids.